Protopterus annectens (West African lungfish) is the source of this 986-nucleotide messenger RNA. Its product is annotated as olfactory receptor 2AT4-like. The record is from RefSeq and is a predicted model, not a curated record. The transcript has a single exon. Gene Ontology annotation, biological process: G protein-coupled receptor signaling pathway. Gene Ontology annotation, molecular function: olfactory receptor activity; G protein-coupled receptor activity. Gene Ontology annotation, cellular component: membrane. NCBI's taxonomy places the organism in Eukaryota, Metazoa, Chordata, Ceratodontiformes, Protopteridae. The coding region runs from base 1 to 954 and encodes 317 amino acids.
AUGUUGAUGUGUAACAAGAGCAGUCCUGAAGUCACUGAGUUUAUUCUUCUUGGAUUUCCAUACUUGUAUGGUUAUCAGCCUGUACUAUUUGUUGUAUUCUUACUGAUUUACAUCAUAAUACUGACAGGAAAUACUGCCAUUCUUACUGCAGUUGUAAUGUACACGAAGUUACACAAACCCAUGUACUUCUUUCUCUGUAACCUGGCUGUGUUAGACUUAACAUUUACAACUGUAACAAUUCCCAGAAUGCUUACAUUAUUCCUGUUUAAUGCUAACACUAUUUCCUUCACUGCUUGUUUCAUACAGAUGUUCUUUUUGCACAGCCUGGGAAAUUAUGAAAGCUUUCUUCUUAUGAUCAUGUCAUAUGAUCGCUACAUAGCCAUUUGUGACCCUUUACAUUAUACAUCUAUUAUGAACAAAAGAUUUAACAUUCAAAUAACUGUAAAUUGUCUUGUUAUAGCUUGUUUAGUGGUUUUAUCAAUUUCUGUUUUUACUGCACAAUUUCCCUUUAAUGGGUUAAACAAGAUAAGUCACUACUUCUGUGAUCACUAUUUCAUUUCCAGAUUAAUAUGUGCAGACACAACUCCAAUUACCAUUUGGGCAAUGUGUUUAGUUGUCAUUUGUGUGUUCAUACCCUUUUCCCUUGUUGUAUUCUCAUAUAUCAACAUUCUCAAAACAGUGUUGAAAGUUAGUUCUGCAGCAGGACGUUGGAAGACAUUUUCUACUUGCAGCUCCCAUUUAAUAGUUGUGGUGAUAUACUAUGCAUCGAUUGUUAUUAGCUAUUCCUUAAUCACACUGGGCAGUGAUUAUGAUGAUAUUCAUGCUUUGGGCACUAUUUUCUUCUCUGUUUUAGCUCCUGCUCUUAACCCACCAAUUUAUGCACUGAGAAACAAAGAUGUACAAGAAGCUUUUAAAACGUUGAUUAAAUUAAGGAGUUCUGUUCCAGAAAUUUGACUAUAUCUGAUUUUGUAUUAUGAAUAGUUUCA